Molecule: messenger RNA, 1524 nt
Organism: Erythranthe guttata (spotted monkey flower)
Lineage: Eukaryota; Viridiplantae; Streptophyta; Magnoliopsida; Lamiales; Phrymaceae
Gene: APRL4
Product: APR-like 4
Source: RefSeq, a predicted model, not a curated record
UAGUAUUGAUUAAGAAGUAAAAGAAGAAGAGGGGAAAGAUCCGAGGAAACUGAAAAAGACCCAAGGCUCAUUGCUAUAAUGAGCUGGGGCUCCUCCCUCUUCACCCCUUCCCUCCAUCCUUGAUUCCGAUCUACCGAUUCUUCUUCGAUUCACCACACAUAUUACUAAUUAUUAUUAUGGCCGCUCGAUUUUUGUUUUUUCUCCUCCUUGGGGUGCUAACGCGCGCCGACCCCGUUAGGGUUCCGUUGCCUCCGGGAUUGUGUCGGUUAAACUCCGUCAAAGACUUCCUCUUUGCUCCUACCGACGAUGUUUGCUCCUGCGAUGCUGAGUUUUCGUACACCACUGGUGUAAUUGAGGGGGAUGAAGUCACUUUGCAAAAGGCGCUGAACAUUAUUCACAAAAACGAACACGAUUAUGUUGCGCUUCUCUUCUAUUCAUCUUGGUGUCCUUUUUCUGGACCGUUUAGACCAAGCUUCUCCUUGUUGUCUUCGAUCUUUCCUUCCAUUCCUCAUUUUGCAAUCGAAGAAUCAGCUGUAAGGCCAAGCAUUCUAUCGAAAUAUGGAGUUCACGGAUUUCCGACUUUGCUUCUCCUAAACUCCACCAUGCGCAUGCGCUAUCAGGGUUCUCGCACACUCGAUUCUCUCAUCUCUUUCUACGAUGAAUUUACUGGCAUAAAGGCGUCAGAUAAUGGAGUAUCUUUCGACAAGAUUGGAUGUUCAGGAAACAACAAGAAGAACGAAAAUUACCAAGAAACCUGUCCUUUCCCAUGGGCUAAAUCUCCCGAGAAUUUGUUUCAACAAGAAACCUAUUUGACCCUGGCAACAAUUUUUGUGAUUUUGAGAUUGCUACACUAUAUUUUCCCGACAAUACGAAGAUGCACUCGAUUAGCUUGGAGGAGGUACACUGUACACGUGAGUGUGAGUAAUCUGUGGGAGCAUCUUUCUGUCUACCUUAACCAAGUAUUGAAUUAUAUCAAGAAUCCACGCAAGAAAAGCAAUUUGCAAGAAGGUGCGAAAAAUGCAAAGGCAUGGGCUUCGAAAUCUCUAGCCACUGUCUCGUUUGGAGAUGCUAGUUCGAGCCGUGACGUGUCGGUAAGUCGGGCCCACUGAUGAUGUUUAUAUAGACGAGCUUUUCCUUUUUUUUCUUUUUGUGUUUUUCUCUCGACUACUGUUUUGACAGCGGCUGUGUAAAGAUUAUCGUGUAGUGAAUGGAGCUGCGUUUUGCCUGGAAAAUAGGUGUUGUUCGACUAAACAAGACAGUAUUGUGAGACAUUGUUGUUAAGUCAACACUAACGACACUCGCAAUCACAAUUGUUUGGUACGAGAACACUCGAAAUCCAAGGUAAAACGGUGUCCCAAUGUCCGGUGGAGUUUAUUCUUUCUUAAAAAAUUUAACCGGCAAACGGAAUUCUUGUUUGGGGGCUCAAUAUCUUAUGAUAGGGCACACAAAUGUGUGUGAUGAUGCAAUAGUAAGGUUAAUUUCAAUGUGAUGUAGAAUAGAAUUUGUUUAUUAUUCCAGAAAAAA